CUUUCUUCUUCCCAUGUUAGCUUCUCUUGAAAUUUCUUCUCCCUUCUUUGGGCCACUGCAACUCAGACCGAAGCGAAGAACAGGUUCUAUAUCCAAUUGUCACUUGGUUCUUCUUAGGGUUCAUUUUCCUUAUCUUCUAUAUUCCCUAUCUCUAUUUCGAUUCUCCCUUUAAUAUGGGCUGCACCGUAAGAGAGAAGCAUCUCCGAAUCAAUCGGAAAACUCGAUCGAUAAGACUUGAUAUCGAUACCCACCACCCAGACAGAACCGGACUUGCCGCUACCCUACAUGAAUUCGGCCUAAAACUACCUGAUCAUCGGCUUGUCGAUGAUGUUGGAAAUCACAGAAACCCUAAUCUAAAUCCUAGCUCUAAUUACGAUGAGUGUGGUUGGGGUUACUGUACCGAAGAUCAAUUAGAAGAACUACUGUUGAAGAACCUUGAAUUCUUGUAUAAUGAAGCGAUUGCGAAACUAGUUGCCCUUGGAUAUGACGAAGAUGUUGCCUUAAAAGCAAUCCUCCGUAAUGGGCAUUGCUAUGGUAGCAUGGAUGUUCUAACCAACAUCCUUCACAACUCGCUUGCUUAUCUGAAUAGCACAUGUAGUAGUAACAAUGGGAAUUCUGAGGAUUCUGAAUCGGUUUUCAUCGAUUUGAGACAAAUUGAGGAGUAUUCGUUGGCGGGUAUGGUCUGCCUGCUCCAGCAGGUUCGACCCCAAUUGAGUAAAGGGGAUGCUAUGUGGUGUCUCCUCAUGAGCGAUCUCCAUGUUGGGCGAGCUAGCACCAUGGAGAUUCCAGCCCUGCCUCCUUCUAAUGUGGCUAAUAGUCCUACUAUUGAUAAUGAUGAAACUACAAAUAGCCACAGUAUUGGCAUUGCCCCUGGGCUCUGUAAAUUUCAUGGAGGUUGGGGGUUUGGAGAUAGAGGACCUUGUGAUAUUCCUGUUUAUGGAGGUUUCACUUCAUGUUUUGGAACUACAUUGACAAAAGACAUUGAGUGUCCGAAGAGGUUUAAUCUAUCGCCAUCAAUGAAGUCUUUGUUGAAAAGAAAUGUUGCAGCGUUUGCUGCAGGAUUCCGUGCCAACACAAAAGCAACUGUAGUACAAACCCAGGUGGAAUCACAGUCUUGCCCUAGCUCUUUGUCAAAUGGUGAACAACCAACGGAGAUUGUAUCUGGAUCUGAAGUUCAAUCUGAGCAUCUUGAGGAGCCCCGAGAUUCACAGAUCUCGGAUGUGGUGCACUCUGUCUUGAGUAGCUUGGGUAACUUGAGUCUUGAUGAGAAACCAGAUGGUGGAGCAGCUGAUCCAAAGAAUGAGGUGAUCAUGAAUCUAAUCCAUCAGAUUAGGGAACUUGAGGGACAGGUGAAGGAGAGGAAGGAGUGGGCCCAUCAGAAAGCAAUGCAAGCUGCUAGAAAGCUCAGCAACGAUCUUACAGAGCUCAAAAUGUUAAGGAUGGAGAGGGAGGAGACUCAACGUCUGAAGAAGGGUAAACAGGCUCUUGAGGACACUACCAUGAAGAGGCUCUCAGAGAUGGAGAAUGCUCUGAGAAAAGCAAGUGGUCAAGUUGACCGUGCAAAUGCUGCUGUGAGACGGCUUGAAACUGAAAAUGCUGAGAUCAGGGCAGAGAUGGUAGCUUCCAAGUUGAGUGCAUCAGAGUCGGUGACAACCUGUUUGGAGGUUGCAAGGAGGGAGAAGAAGUGCCUUAAGAGGCUUCUGGCAUGGGAGAAACAGAAAGCUAAGUUGCAGGAGGACGUCGCUGAGGAGAAAAAGAAGAUUUCCGAGUUACAACAGCUGUUGCAUCAGAUCCAUGGGACUCAUAAAGAAACUGAGGGAAAGUGGAGGCAAGAGUUGAAGGCUAAAGAGCUAGCGAUGGCUCAGGCAGAGGAGGAAAGGAGAUCUAAGAAUGCAACUGAGGUCAGUGUUAAAAGAAUGCGGGAGACCUUACGGGGUAAAAUAGAGAUAGACUUCCAGCGCCAUAAGGAUGAUAUCCAAAGACUUGAACAGGAACUCUCUCUCCUGAAAGUAUCAGUGGAAUCUACUCUGCUAAAUUGCCCAUCAAAUACCUUGUGCACAGGAGUCUCUGAAACAGUUAAAUCCCAGAAAGAAUUAAAUGUAAGAUUGUUUCAUGAACUGAACAAAUUGCAAGAUUCUUCAGAGAACGAGCAUGACUUUGACAGAAAAUGCUCAAUUUGCAUGAAAGAUGAAGUUUCGGUUGUUUUCUUGCCGUGUGCUCAUCAAGUUCUUUGUGCCAAUUGCAAUGAGGAAGACCACAAGAAGACCAAAGCUACAUGUCCCUGUUGCCGUGUCCAGAUUGAACAGAGAAUUUAUGUUUAUGGCGCAAGCUCGUAGGUCCAUUGAACAAAUGCCCUGGAACAGUGCUUUGGUGGAUCGAAAAUAUACAUCCUUACUUUCUUAUAGUUGGGGUUGCUGGCUUUGUUUUACCUUGCACCAUAGAACAUAUCAUGGUGUGUCAGCAUCAUUAGCUUCAAAUAAAAGAAUAGAUUCUCUCUCAGGCUGUUCUGAAUUUUCCAUAACAGGAAUGCACAUUAUUUGGAAUAAUGUUGAUCUUGCGAAGUGCUUUUCAAAAAUGUGAUUUAAAAAAUUGCUUGUUACAUAUGUAUUUCCUACUUUCCAUACAUCAGAUCAAGUUGGAAGAAACAGUUAUAUCAAAUUGCCAAUAAUUGACAAAGUUCAUUGUUAGUUGUGAAUUGAAUCA
Messenger RNA from Telopea speciosissima, 2703 nucleotides. Its product is annotated as MND1-interacting protein 1-like. The transcript is spliced from 3 exons. The record is from RefSeq and is a predicted model, not a curated record. NCBI's taxonomy places the organism in Eukaryota, Viridiplantae, Streptophyta, Magnoliopsida, Proteales, Proteaceae. Bases 174 to 2336 code for a protein of 720 amino acids.